CCUUCUCUCAGGGCGGGAUGCUGCGGCGGUGGCGGCGGCUUGCGGCCGGCUGCCUGCGGUGCACAACAGCUAGAGGCGGCGGCUGAGGCGGGUCCUUCCCUGCCUCCUACCGGCGGGUGCAGGAUGGAACAUGAGGCUUCCCAGCUAGAAAAACAGCAUGUACAUAGUGUCUAUAAAAGCACAGCAACUUAUUUCAAUGACCUACAAGACAAAGCAUGGCCUCGUGUUCGACAGUUUCUACUAGAGCAAAAGCCAGGCAGCCUCGUUGCUGAUAUAGGUUGUGGGACUGGAAAAUAUCUCUGUGUCAACAGCCAGGUGUUUAACCUCGGAUGCGAUUAUUGCAGCCCUUUGGUUGAGAUUGCAAGAAAUAAAGGUUGUGAAGUGAUGAUCUGUGAUAACCUUAAUCUCCCUUUUCGGGCUCAGUGUUUCAAUGCAAUCAUCUCUGUGGGAGUGAUUCACCAUUUCUCCACAAAACAAAGACGAAUCAAAGCAAUAAAAGAAAUGGCCAGGGUUCUGGUACCUGGAGGCCAAAUGAUGAUUUACGUUUGGGCUAUGGAACAAAAAAAUCGCCGCUUUGAGAAACAAGAUGUGUUUGUUCCAUGGAACAAAGCCUUGUGUUCCCAACUGCUUUCUGAAUCCAACAAGGCUGGACAUAAGACUGAUCCUUCACAUACUGUAAAAUCUCAGACUGUGCAUUCACAUCAAUUAAUGGGUUCCAAAUACAAGUACCCUAUUACCCUUGAUGAGAAGCAUCCCCAAAGGCCGGAUGGCUGCUUAGCUGAAGCCUGCUGUGUGAAAAUUUCAGAAGAGGAAGAAAAUCGAUUUUACAGUGCCCUUGGGAGAUCUUUUCGGUCCUGGUUUUCAUCCAGAUCUCUAGAUGAAUCUGCCUUGAGAAAGCAAAAUGAGAAGGUGGAGCCUUUGAAGAGUACAGUCAGAUGGACAAACAGUGCUGCCGUAUCUGUUCAGCCAUCGAGGCACUGCAGUUUAGACUUAGGUUGUCGAGGUCCGUUGCUGAAAGAGCAACGACUGGAUGACUAUGAUGAAGUGUUUAUGAAGCAUAUGGCCUGCAAAAAAAUGGAGUGGCUGACGGCCUCAAGGUCACUGAGAGAUUUCAAUGGUGAACGGCCUGCAUUGGUUCAAAGCAACAAUGGAGAAACCUCAUUUCUGAGUGGUCCUAUAGAAAACAUCAACAAUGGUUAUAUCAGUCAAGGGAAUCAUUUCGCUGGCAAGCACUUGAAAAGGACUUCAUCUGCUAGCUCCAGUGAGUCUAUUGUAGAUUCAGCUGUGGCUUUAGGAGACCAUGCUGUUCACGGACAGGAUACAAAAGCCUUCAUGCGCUAUUACCAUGUUUUUCGGGAAGGGGAGCUGUGCUCUCUGCUUGAGGAAAAUGUGCCUGAGGUUCACAUACUAAGUUCAAGCUAUGAUCAUGGUAACUGGUGCAUUAUUGUGAAGAAAACAGAUGAAGAAGAGCAAACAUAAACCUGAAAAAUGAGAGCUUCCACCACUAUUUCCUAUGGACUUUUAGCCUGUCUUGUCAUCCAUUCCGUGUGGAUUGGUACAAUCUGUGUACAAUGAUGUCAUUGUGAACAAAAGGGUACUUGACAUGUUGGAAUGCAGGCUUUUAACAAAUACUCAUCAUAAUUUUUUAUUGCUUUUAGAAAAUCUGCUUUGUGUGUUUUAAACAUUUUAUAAUAAACGACACCUUUUGUAAGAUAAGGAACAAGACAUUCUUUCAUUACCCCCAAAAAGAGGAAAAAAAAAUCUCCCAGUGAAAACUUCAGCCCUGGGCUGAGCACUAAUGCACUAAUUUGCUGAGCUUUU
Elgaria multicarinata webbii is the source of this 1821-nucleotide messenger RNA. RefSeq names its product tRNA methyltransferase 9B (putative) (gene TRMT9B). The transcript is spliced from 4 exons. Bases 124 to 1479 code for a protein of 451 amino acids. Lineage: Eukaryota; Metazoa; Chordata; Lepidosauria; Squamata; Anguidae. Gene Ontology annotation, biological process: tRNA methylation; tRNA wobble uridine modification. Gene Ontology annotation, molecular function: tRNA (5-carboxymethyluridine(34)-5-O)-methyltransferase activity; S-adenosylmethionine-dependent methyltransferase activity; tRNA binding. The record is from RefSeq and is a predicted model, not a curated record. Gene Ontology annotation, cellular component: cytoplasm; nucleus.